AUGUUCUGCAGCACAUUCGCAUUCCUCGUCUCCCUUGCGGCAGCUCUCCAAAUCGAACCUCUCAAAGAUGCCCACACUCAGGGAGUUGUGAGGGUAGCAUGGAUCGGCGAGGCUGAUGAUGCAAGCCGAUUCGCCGCUUUCUCUGUUUUCCUCCACCAUCCGUCUUUCAGCUCCGACUUCGCCAUCCUCAACAACCAGCGCUCCGCAGACGGUGGCGCCAACGUCACGCUUCCCGCCGUUCCUGUUCAAUCUGGCUACACCCUCCGCGCAACAGACAUAGGCAACAUCAACAACGAAUUUGCGGCCUCCUCCUCAUUCUCCAUCGGCCCUGAAGUAUCCACCAGCUCCCCGAUCCCCUCGUCCACUUCUUCCCCAGCCGUCACGGCCUCAGGCAGCGGAACGAUCCUCUCCGUGCCCUCGAUGUCCGCGUUCGGUAUGACUGUGUCUUCCGCGACGGCCUCGUCGCGUCUAGGCACCUCCGGCGCGUCGAGUGCGGGAGGGGCGGGGAGCGGGACGAAUACGGCGGCGCAGGGGGGCGCUACGAACUUUAAUGCUAACGGAGUUACGGGUGCUGGGGUUGGCGCGUGGGGGCUGGGGGCUGCGGUUGUGGGCUUGGGGUGGGCCCUUGGGCCAUACUAG
This is a messenger RNA of Pleurotus ostreatus (oyster mushroom), 639 nucleotides long. RefSeq lists its product as uncharacterized. The coding region runs from base 1 to 639 and encodes 212 amino acids. The transcript has 3 exons. NCBI's taxonomy places the organism in Eukaryota, Fungi, Basidiomycota, Agaricomycetes, Agaricales, Pleurotaceae. The record is from RefSeq and is a predicted model, not a curated record.